AGGCGAGGCGCGUCAGUAGCGCGCGAUCCGUCGCGGCCGGCCGCCGUACGCGCGCGCAACGAACGAACGAACCGCACUCCGCGAACUAUCGCGACGAUCCCGACCCUACGCAACGCAACGCAAAACCCUUAUCAACUCCAAAUAUCGAUAUCCAUUGCGAAUAAACGACUAUCGAAACUCAAGCGCAGCGCCGGAUCGAUUCACACCGCGCAUCGAAACUUUGCGAGGGCGGCUUAUAACGAACAAAUCGACUAACUAACUCGAACCGCACGAAGGUGUCGCGUCGCAAAAAGCGCAACACAAUAGAGUAAGCGUCUAAUUAUAAACGUGUCCGUGCGAGCCGACUCCGGGAUGCAGAACAUCGACCCGCUGGAGUUCGCCAACAUCCUGGCCACCGAGCUCUGGUGCCAGCAGUUGGCGAAUCUCGAGGGCCUCCAGUCGGGGGUCCCAACCCGCACGACGGCGACCAUCACGCCCACCCAGCUGCGCAACUUCGAGCAGACAUACAUCGAGCUGACCAACUUCCGCGGCGACCAGGCUAAUCACGCCGGUUUUGUACCACCAUCCGUCACGCACGCCAACAAUUACGGCAUCCUGAAUACGGCGGGGUACUGUGAGUCGGGCCCGACGACCGCGCUGCACGUGUCGCCGGGCCCGCUCUCCGCCAGCGACGGCAGCAGCAGCCCCGGCUUGCCCGCGCCCAAGCGCCGCAACAUGGGCGGUCGCCGGCCCACAAAGACACCGCAGGACCUCUCGCCUGAGGAGGAGGAGCGCCGCAAGAUACGCCGCGAGCGGAACAAGAUGGCCGCCGCGCGCUGCCGCAAGCGCCGCCUCGACCAUACAAACGAGCUGCAGGAGGAGACCGAGAAGCUGGAGGAGAAGAAGAGCAUGCUGCAGGACGAACUGCGAAAGCUGAACGACGACCGAGAACACCUGCAGGCGCUGCUGCAAAACCACCUGCAGUCGUGUCGGCUCGGAAAGCGCGCCGCCAGCCCGCCCGAUGUCAAGCCUUUCCAGGACCCCUACGUGUACCCCGAGGCCCCCGAGGACGGCGUGCGCGUCAAGGUCGAGGUCAUGGACCCCACCGUGGAUCCGGUCCUUGGACUGGAUAACGAUAUCUUCACAUCUCCGAUGGCGGAUAAAAAGAUAAUGCUAUCGGCGGCGAAUCCCGCGGUGGUGACGAGCGGGUCGGGCGGAGCGCUGGACACGCCCCCCGUGCGCCCCUCGCGCCCCACCUUCCUUCACGUGCCUGUCACACUCACACCCGCACAGAUACAUAACAGCAAAGUGGGCAACAACAAGAUCCCCGGCAUCGAAAUCAGCACGCCCAGCAACGGCAUCCCGUUCAACUUCGACAGCCUGAUGGAGGGGGGCACGGGACUCACGCCGGUGCACCCACACCCGCACCCGUGCGCCCAGCAGCAGCGCGCCGCACCAGACCUCGCCUCGCCCGACCACGGCAGCCUCGUCAGCCUCUGAGCGGCAUCUUCGACCUUACUGCACAUAUACACAACGACCACAAUCCCCUGCGAUCAGCUGCGACCACGGUAUAACUACCAAUCUACUUCUAAAGAACCAUGGCCGCUCUUGAUUCGUAGAUCACAGCUGUUGUGAUUUUUUUAA
Molecule: messenger RNA, 1623 nt
Organism: Papilio machaon (common yellow swallowtail)
Lineage: Eukaryota; Metazoa; Arthropoda; Insecta; Lepidoptera; Papilionidae
Gene: kay
Product: transcription factor kayak
Exons: 5
Coding region: 352-1479 (375 amino acids)
Biological process (GO): regulation of transcription by RNA polymerase II
Cellular component (GO): nucleus
Molecular function (GO): RNA polymerase II cis-regulatory region sequence-specific DNA binding; DNA-binding transcription factor activity, RNA polymerase II-specific
Source: RefSeq, a predicted model, not a curated record